AUGACUCUCCAGGCCUCGGAAUGCCGUCCUGGCCUGGGAACUGAUGUGUUUGUCCCACAGAGCCUGCAGGAGGAUGAAGAAGACAGGAGGUCAGAAAGAAAUGUCAAUGCGCUUGAGCACGCCCAGGACCUGGCAACUCCCCAUCUCCCACCUCUACUUCCCAUGGCCCCUUGGGGCUCUCAGAGGGGGCUGUCUCCUUGCCAUCUGCUGACAGUGAGGGUCAUCCGGAUGAAAAACAUCCGACAGGCUGAUGUGGUGAGCCAGACAGACUGCUUUGUGAGCCUCUGGCUGCCCACCGCCUCUCAUGAGAGGCUGAGGACUAGGACCAUCUCCAACUGUCCAAACCCAGAGUGGAAUGAAUCCUUCAACUUCCAGAUCCAGAGCCAAGUGAAGAAUGUGCUAGAGCUGAGCGUCUGUGAUGAAGACACAGUGACACCAGAUGACCAUCUCCUGACAGUUCUCUAUGACCUCACCAAGCUCUGCUUCCGAAAGAAAACCCACGUGAAGUUCCCACUCAAUCCAGAGGGCAUGGAGGAGCUGGAGGUGGAGUUCCUGCUGGAGGAGAGCCCCUCUCCACCUGAGACUCUCAUCACCAAUGGUGUACUGGUGGCUCGACAAGUCUCCCGCCUGGAGGUUCACACAAAAUCCAGGAGGCGGAGGAAGAGUGGCAAAAAAAAGGACGUCCUGGUAACAGUGACAGAGUCCUUCGAGCACACCCAGCGCAUCUCGCACUGCCUGGAGCCCUGCUGCCCGAACCCUGCCUGCUUCCACUACCCGAAGUACUUCCAGGCCCAGAUUCAUGUGGAGGUGCCCAAGAGUCAAUGGAGCUGUAGGCCAUGCUGCUGUGCGCCCAAGAAGACCGGCCCUGUCUGCCAGCCCCUCAAUUGCCUCCCUGACAGCCAGGCGGUGACCCUGCCUGUGGGCGACAACUGUGAAUUACACAUGAAGUCUACGCCCUGCCCCCAGACGCUGGACGUGCGGCUGGGCUUCAGCCUAUGCCCGGCAGAGCUGGAGUUCCUGCAGAAGCGGAAGGUGGUGGUGGCUGAGGCGCUGAAGCAGGUGUUGCAGCUGGAGGAGGACCUGCAGGGGGACGAGGUACCGCUGAUAGCCAUCAUGGCCACUGGGGGUGGAACAAGAUCCAUGACCGCCAUGUAUGGCCACCUGCUGGGGCUGCAGAAGCUGAACAUCGUGAACUGUGCCAGCUACAUCACUGGCCUGUCAGGGGCCACCUGGACCAUGGCUACCUUGUACCGUGACCCUGACUGGUCCUCCAAAAACCUGGAGCCUGCCAUCUUUGAGGCACGGAGGCACGCGGUCAAGGACAAGUUGCCCGCCCUGUUCCCAGACCAGCUCUCCAAAUUCCGGGAGGAGCUCCGGCAGCGCAGCCAGGAAGGCUACAAGGUCACCUUUACAGACUUCUGGGGCCUGCUGAUCGAGGCCUGUCUGGGGGACGAGAGAAAUGAAUGCAAACUGUCUGAUCAGCGUGCUGCUUUGUGCCAGGGCCAGAACCCCCUGCCCAUCUACCUCACCAUCAAUGUCAAGGAUGAUGUAAGCAACCAAGAUUUCAGAGAGUGGUGCGAGUUCUCCCCCUACGAGGUGGGCCUGCAGAAGUACGGGGCCUUCAUCCCCACUGAGCUCUUUGGCUCUGAGUUCUUCAUGGGGCGGCUGAUGAAGAGGAUCCCAGAGUCAAGGAUGUGCUUCAUGCUAGGUUUGUGGAGCAGCAUCUUCUCCUUGAACCUGCUCGAUGCCUGGAAUCUGUCCCACAACUCAGAGGAGUUUUUCCACAGGUGGACGAGGGAGAGAGUGCACGACAUCGAAGACGAGCCGCUCCUGCCUGAAAUCCCCAAAUGUGAUGACAACGUCCUGGACACCACAGUGGUGACCCCAGGGUCGUGGCUGUCCAACACUUUCCGCAGCGUCCUCACCCAUCGGCCCUUCGUGUCUGAGUUCCACAACUUCCUGCAGGGGCUGCAGCUGCACACCGACUACCUCCAAAACAGAGAGUUCUCCACGUGGAAAGACACCGUGCUGGACAGUUUCCCAAACCAGCUGACAGAGUCUGCGAACCACCUGUGCCUGCUGGACACGGCAUUCUUCGUCAACUCCAGCUAUCCGCCCCUCCUCAGGCCUGAGAGAAAAGUUGACCUCAUCAUCCACCUCAACUACUGUGCCGGGUCCCAAACAAAGCCCAUGAAGCAAACCUGUGAGUACUGCACCACGCAGAACAUCCCCUUCCCCAAGUACGAGCUGCAGGAGGAGGAGGAGGAGAAGCUGAAGGAGUGUUACCUGAUGGAGAACCCACAGGAGCCUGACGCCCCCAUCGUGAUUUUUUUCCCACUCAUCAACGACACCUUCCAAAAGUACAAGGCCCCAGGUGUGGAGCGAAGCCCCGAGGAGCUGGAGCAGGGUCAGGUUGACAUUUAUGGCCCCAAAACUCCCUACGCCACCAAGGAGCUGACAUACACGGAGGCAGCCUUCGACAAGAUGGUGAAGCUCUCCGAGUACAACAUCCUGAAUAAUAAAGACAAGCUCCUUCAGGCCUUGCGGCUGGCAGUGGAGAAGAAGAAACGCCUGAAGGGCCAGUGUCCCUCCUAAGUCCCAAGGAGCCUCCCCGAUCCUGUGUCUGCUUCCACCAUCAGACUCAAACCCAUUGGGGCUGGCGGACCACACAGCAGGCUCCACACUCUGGCAAGGGGUGCAGGCUGGCCCAGGCUUUCUGUCAAAAUCUAAAAAUUAAAAAAAGUUGAGGGAGACAGAGAGAGAGAGAAAGAGACAAAGGAAAAUAACAAGGGGAUAUACUGGGGUUUUACACCCACUGCAGAGAAGGGGUUCUAAUAGCAGCAGGCUCGCACAUGCCAAAAGUAUGGAGAAUGAAAGCUAGGCCCAAAGGAGAGGCUGGUUCACCUUGAAACCUCAGACUCAGAGCUGGAGUUCAGAGCCCUCCGCUCUCUGCUCCUCUGCCCCCUCACUCAGAGGGCUCAGGGAAUGCGCCAGAGGAGCUGAGAAGCACUCGGGGUUCUCUGGAAAAACGCUUUUAAAUUUAAGGCAAUUAUAUUCCUGUGAUUUUUAUAGUCAAUUGUAUUUUGUGGCUUUUAUUUUUAUGAAUCAGGGUCUCAAUAGGAAGUGUGAUGCUAGAAGAUCUAGAUGGAGCAUUAGGGACAUCUUGGUCUCUUGAACAACAAAGCCAAACAGGUGACGGCUUUCAGCACCCUUCUCUAGCCAUUCAGAGCCUGGGGCUGGUGAUCCCGUGAUCCUGCCUGAGCAUUCAGCUCCAGGGAAAUGCCAGGCAAGGCUCAAGUCUGCAGCUUAGAUUCACCAGGUCUGGGAUGCAGCUCAGGGAUGGCUGGGCAGGUAAAUGGACACAGGCAUCAGGUGGGCGAUGCUGCCCAGUGCUGCCCACUCAGAGAGGCCGACACUCGCUGACCAACCCGCUCCAGAAGCACUUCUCAGUUUUAUCACCCUCCUCUCUGGUUUCCAGAUGGAACUAUUAAUUUCUAAAUGGGAUUCCUUUUCUGCAUCAUGUAAACACUAUGGGCAGCACAUCUCAACUCUUGGAGUCACCCUGAAAGAAUGAAACUACGAAGGAUCAACCCAGAGAGGACUAGGUUAGCUCUGAGGAAGAAGCCCAUCCUUGGGGAUAGCUUCCAGAUGAAUUGCUGGGAAGGCCCUGGGACACAGAGAAGCCCAAUCAAAGUAUCCAGGCCUCGCAUCAGGCUGGGAACUUAACUAAAGAAAUGUGCAACCUCAGCCAUUGAGAUGCCCAGGCUGGUGGAAGGUGUGCCCAGAAAGGCAUGUUGUCCCUGUGAAGCCCAGCAAACCUGGAAGACAUGGCCCUGUUUCUGGGCCACGAUGCUCCCUAAGCAGUCCCUUGGUUGUUAGGAGAUGAGCGGUGACAGGUACCAAAAGUUUAGAAAAAUUGACCUCCGGUUUACAUCCUCGCUACUCAAAGUGUGGUGGGGAACUGGUUAGAAAUGCAGAAUCUCGGGCCCCACCCCAGCCAUACCGAAUCAGAAUCUGCAUUUUCAGGAGUUUUCCACCUCCUCUCCACUGCCCCGCCAGGUGAUGCCUAUGCAUAUUAAAGUCUGAGAGGUGUGGAUUUAUGCCAUACCCUCCCGUGAGCUUGGAAAGCAUGAAUCAAUCCUCUGCCCUGAGCCACUGAUAAAACCAGGCUUCUGGACCUGCAAUAUGGUCCCCACCCGGAUAAUGCUAACCUGGGACGCUGCCCCUACCCACUGCCAGAGUAUCCAGCUGCGUCCACUUGGACACCUUUUCUUUCCAUCUGCAACAAACAGGCUCUCCUUAAAUGAUCAGAGUGAGCCACGCAGCAAGGCCUGUUUGUCGUAAGGUGAAGGCAGAUGUGCCUUGGGUUCACCAAAGUGUAUAAAAUGAGGUUUAUAAAGUCAUUGUAUUUUUGAGCACAGAAUAAAAUGGCCA
Messenger RNA from Diceros bicornis minor, 4434 nucleotides. RefSeq names its product phospholipase A2 group IVE (gene PLA2G4E). Gene Ontology annotation, molecular function: calcium ion binding; calcium-dependent phospholipid binding. Lineage: Eukaryota; Metazoa; Chordata; Mammalia; Perissodactyla; Rhinocerotidae. The transcript has 20 exons. The coding region runs from base 1 to 2595 and encodes 864 amino acids. Gene Ontology annotation, biological process: glycerophospholipid catabolic process. Gene Ontology annotation, cellular component: cytosol. The record is from RefSeq and is a predicted model, not a curated record.